GCUCUUCCUGCCAUAUGUUUUGCAACCUCGUCUCUGAUCUCCCGCCGCGUGUUAUCCUCCCUCUAGCGGCGUGGAUCCACUGCACCAUUGAUUAAUUAAUCGCUUACCUUUUCUACGUGUCCUGGUACGCGUGGGUGCGAGAACCACCAGCUCCUGUCCCUUCUUCUCUCGGAUCGGGAGGAACAGAGGCGAUCAAGAUUUGGAUUUGCAUUCGGACAGUGGGCGGCGGCGGCGGCGGCGGCAUGGAGAAGGAGGAGAAGCAGGAGAUGGAGGAGAGAGCGGCGGCGGCGAGGCGGCGUCUGGUGAUCGGGGUUGGGUUCUGGGUGCAGGGGUUCCGGCUGUUCCCGUGGCUGGGUGUCAACUUCUUCCUCAAGGACGGCAUGGGCGUCGCCGCCUCCUCGCUGCAGAUCCUCCAGGCCUCCGCCAACCUGCCCAUGGUCGCCAAGCCGCUCCUCGGCCUCCUCUCCGACGCCGUCCCCAUACGCGGACACCGACGCCUGCCCUACGUCGCCAUCGGCGCUCUCUUGCAGGCAAUUUCAUGGUUAGCAAUUGCCCAUUGGCCAGCUAUUUCUCUUCCGGUUCUUACCAUUUUUCUCCUCUUGAGCAACUUUGGUGCUUCCAUAUGUGAGGUUGCCAAUGAUGCCAUUGUAGCGGAGGCCGGGAAGCAAGCGACCUCUUCCUCAGGGUCAGGUCAGCUUCAAUCCUUUGCUUGGAUGUUUGGCUCUUCUGCUGGUGCUUUCGGAAACCUCCUUGGUGGCAUUGCUCUCAGUUACUUUUCUCCCAAAAUCAUGUUUAUGUUUUUUGCGAUCCUUCUCCUACUCCAGUUCGUCACUACUGUGGCUAUACCUGAGAGCUCCCUCAAACUCCCGAAGGCAGCUACUAAUCUAUCAGCUAUAUCCAGCAUCCGUAAGCAAAUCAAAGAGCUAUCAUGCGCCCUGUGUAUGCCCGAAAUGUUUUGGUCAAUCAUAUGGUUUUCAGUGUCUUACGCCGUCAUACCAUUUCUACUUGGGACCAUGUUCUUCUAUCAGACUGAAGUGUUGAAACUAGAUUCAUCAGUUAUCGGUUUAUCAAAGGUGUUUGGGCAAGUGGCUCUCUUGGCUUGGAGCAUGUCAUACAACAAGUACUUCAAAACAAUGUCUGCCCGUAAGGUCCUAUCAGUUCUGCAGUUUGUCACAGCACUCGUAAUGUUGUCAGAUGUGUUAUUUGUUCAGGGAAUAUACAGGAAGAUUGGUAUACCAGACUCCAUAUACACAAUUGUGUUCUCCGGAUUGCUGGAAGGUCUUAUGUUUUUCAAGGUGCUGCCCUUCAGUGUUCAUGUUGCAAAACUUUGCCCAACUGGCUGUGAGGGAUCAGUUAUGGCCUUUGUCAUGUCUGCACUUGCCCUUGCUACUAUUGUCAGCGGUUAUCUUGGAGUUGCACUGGUUGCAUUCAUGGGGGUAUCUGGAGACAAUUUCUCAGCAUUGCCAGCUUGCCUGUUGAUUGAGGCUGCAUGCACAAUGCUGCCAUUGUGUUGCUCAUCAUUGAUCAAAGAGAGGAGAGGAAAGGAGAAGAAAGAAGAGUAGCAUACAUCUAUAUCAUCUAGAGAUUUGUGUCGGUGCUUGUUAGGGUUUACCCUCACCUUUUUGGUGCCAGUUCAGUUUCGUUAUGUGAUCAUAGUUAGCAGAAAUAAAAUAGGAGAAGAUUAGAUUCGUCAGGUGUUCAUACCUCUUAAGGCUUCCCAAGAAUUAUCGUCAAGCAAGGAGAAGAUAUGUGCAUACAUGUGUGCUACCAUUCUUCUACAGAUCAAGUAUUAUUUUUAUGUACCUUAGUUUGCUUGUUACAUGUGUUCUUAAUGGACACUUAAAUGAAUUUAUGCUGUGUUAUUUACUAGUCCUUGUACCUCUGUUAUCAAAAAUGUAAUCUUGUGACCA
This is a messenger RNA of Phragmites australis (common reed), 1910 nucleotides long. RefSeq names its product probable folate-biopterin transporter 7. The coding region runs from base 243 to 1562 and encodes 439 amino acids. The record is from RefSeq and is a predicted model, not a curated record. NCBI's taxonomy places the organism in Eukaryota, Viridiplantae, Streptophyta, Magnoliopsida, Poales, Poaceae. The transcript is spliced from 2 exons. Gene Ontology annotation, cellular component: membrane.